Molecule: messenger RNA, 1002 nt
Organism: Alternaria burnsii
Lineage: Eukaryota; Fungi; Ascomycota; Dothideomycetes; Pleosporales; Pleosporaceae
Product: nad-binding protein
Exons: 3
Coding region: 1-1002 (333 amino acids)
Biological process (GO): cellular response to oxidative stress
Cellular component (GO): cytoplasm
Molecular function (GO): quinone reductase (NADPH) activity; zinc ion binding
Source: RefSeq, a predicted model, not a curated record
AUGUCAUCUCUCCCAAAGACUAUGAAAGCCGUCCUCAUCGAGAAGACUGGGGGCACGGAAGUUCUACAGUACAAAACUGACGUACCGGUUCCAGAGCCGAAGGAGGGCGAGGUGCUUGUGAAGAACGAGUUCAUUGGCAUCAACUACAUCGACACCUACUUCCGCUCAGGCGUUUACAAGCCUCCGCAGUUCCCCUACAUUCUUGGCCGAGAAGGCGCUGGAACGAUUGCUUCCGUCGGACCCAAUGUGCCCUCUGAUCUCAAGCCUGGAGCGAAGGUAGCCUACAUGGGACAACUAGCGUAUGCUGAGUAUACCGCUGCACCAGCGAACUACACUAUACCGCUGCCUGAUUCCAUCUCCACAAAGACUGCUGCUGCUUCCCUUCUCCAGGCGCUAACCGCUGUAACCUUGAUCCGCGACGCGUACGAAGUCAAGAAAGGCGACUGGAUCCUUGUCACCGCUGCCGCUGGUGGCGUUGGCUUAUGGUUGUGUCAGCUGUUGAAGGCGGUCGGCGCAAGGGUCAUUGCUACGGCCAGCACAGAAGAGAAGAGAAAUUUGGCCAAGCAAAAUGGCGCAGAGGUGCUACUAGAAUACCAUGAGGAAGAUCGAGACGUCUUUGUCAAGAAGGUGCUAGAAGUUACUGGAGGUGAGGGCGUGCAUGCAGUCUUCGACUCCGUCGGGAAGUCCACUUUCGAUAGCUCACUGGCUGUGGUGAGGAGAAAGGGUACUAUGUGUUCGUUUGGAAACGCAUCGGGACCAGUCGAGGGUUUUGCGCUUGCACGCUUAUCGGCAAAGAAUGUCAAGCUCAUUCGGCCUACGUUGUUCAACUACAUUGCCACUCGCGAAGAGCUUCAGGCAGCCGCAAAUGAGCUGUGGAAGUUCAUCGAGAAAGACGGGCUGAAUGUAAAGAUUCAUGAUGUGUACCCCUUGAGCGAGAUUGUGAGAGCAACAAAGGACAUCGAGGGAAGGAAGACAACUGGAAAACUGGUGUUGACACCGUAA